AUUCCCCAACAAAAAUACAAAAAAACCUUGUGUUCAUAGCUCCAUUCAAUCAAAGUGUAGGAUUCUUGAAGAAUUUUCACAGAAAAACAGUGUGAUUUCAUGUGUUCUUGAGGGUUUGGUGUUCACAAAUUUACGUAUGUAAUGCAUCAGAAGAAAUCUGAAGUUCAGAUCGGAAAAGAUAGCAGUGGUGUCUCUUCCGAUUUCAACCCUAACCCGAUUAUUUCUUCUUCAGUUGGUAACAAUUCACCUCAUAAAUUCCCUGUUUUCCAAUCAACCCCUCAUUCGCCUUCUUCUGCUUCUUCUUCAUCGCCGUCGCCAUUUUCAUCUUCUUCGUUGUUGUUAUUACCGUCGCCUGAUAAUAAUAAUAAGAAUAAGAAUAAGAAUAGUAGUAGUAGUAAUAACAACAAUAAUAGUGAUGUUACAACAGCAGCAUCAAACCCUAACCCUAGUCAUCAGCAUCAGAUUGUAAUUGAUGAUGUUGAGUUCGAUCCAUUUGCUGCACCAACUCCUAAAUCAACACCUCACAAGAGACCUCUUUUUUCCCAAACAACAGCAACCUCUUCUUCAAACUCCCUCACCAAAUCACCUAUUUUGUCGAAUCCCCUAAAAAACUACACCUUUUCAUCGAAAACCCAUUAUUCUAAGCGGUUUUGUAACACGAAAGCGGCUGCAUUCCACUUUCUUCACCGUCUCCGCCACCUCCGCCGCCUUCGAACCCACCUCCGCUUAAUCCUUUUAUUGUCUCUUCCGUUUUUCUACUUCUUGGUUUCGCAUCCUAGUCACUCUUUCCUACUCGAUUUCUUAUCAGCUUUUGCAUUCUCGACUGCCCUCUUAUUUUCCCUCAAUCUUGCUCUCCCUCGCCUCCCCUCCAUUAGGUUGUUUCUUGCUAGGUCUUUCCCAAUUAAGCUGUAUUCGUCAGCCCAUUCGUCAAGACCCCACUUGCCGGUGUUUUGGUCAAUUGGGUCCAGGCAAAAAGGGGAUAAGAGGGCGAACUCAGGGUGUUGGGUGCAAGCAUACACCAAUGGGGAUGUAUAUGAAGGGGAAUUCCAUAAAGGUAAGUGUUCUGGUUGUGGGGUCUACUAUUAUUACAUGAGUGGAAGGUAUGAGGGUGAUUGGAUUGAUGGAAAAUAUGAUGGAUAUGGGAUGGAAACUUGGGCGAGGGGAAGUCGGUACAGGGGACAGUAUCGGCAAGGGCUGAGGCAUGGCUUUGGUGUGUACAGGUUUUAUACGGGAGAUGUUUAUGCUGGUGAAUGGUCGAAUGGUCAAAGUCAUGGAUGUGGAGUUCAUACUUGCGAAGAUGGUAGCCGUUAUGUGGGAGAAUUCAAGUGGGGUGUUAAACAUGGUCUUGGCCACUAUCAUUUCAGAAAUGGGGAUACAUAUGCUGGAGAGUAUUUCGCAGACAAGAUGCAUGGCUUUGGAGUGUAUAGUUUUGCAAAUGGGCAUAGAUACGAAGGAUCAUGGCAUGAAGGAAGAAGGCAAGGACUUGGGAUGUACAGUUUCAGAAAUGGGGAGACCCAAUCUGGGCACUGGCAGAAUGGGGUUCUUGAUGUCCCAAGCUCACAGAGUGCCAUGUCUCCUGUAUCACCGGUUGCUGUUUAUCAUUCCAAAGUGCUUAAUGCAAUUCAGGAAGCACGAAGAGCGGCUGAGAAAGCAUAUGAUGUAGGGAAAGUGGACGAAAGAGUUAACAGGUCGGUGGCAGCUGCCAAUAGAGCAGCCAAUGCAGCCAGAGUGGCUGCUAUAAAGGCAGUACAGAAACAGAUGCAUCACAGGAGUAACAAUGACGACCUUCCGAUUCCAAUGGUUCAAAACUUCCAUCAUCUGUCCACCCAACUCUCGGUAUGAGGCCCUAAUUUUGUUCUGGUGUCUUGUUUAGUUUUCAUGUAUGCAAUUUUAGUGGGAGAAGGAAAGAUGGUUGUGUUGUGUGUUUGCUUGUGGUUUUACAUGUAAAGUUAGGGUAGAUUAGUGGUGAGAUGCCAAUGGGAAGUUCAAAACUCAGCCUGGCAUUCUAUGUGUAUUAACAAAUAACAACUACUGCUACUACUGAUGUUAUAAGAAAAAAGUCCAAAUCUAA
This is a messenger RNA of Cynara cardunculus var. scolymus (artichoke), 2071 nucleotides long. RefSeq lists its product as uncharacterized. Bases 142 to 1842 code for a protein of 566 amino acids. The transcript has 3 exons. NCBI's taxonomy places the organism in Eukaryota, Viridiplantae, Streptophyta, Magnoliopsida, Asterales, Asteraceae. The record is from RefSeq and is a predicted model, not a curated record.